Messenger RNA from Penicillium bovifimosum, 1698 nucleotides. Its product is annotated as serine hydrolase domain-containing protein. Bases 1 to 1698 code for a protein of 565 amino acids. NCBI's taxonomy places the organism in Eukaryota, Fungi, Ascomycota, Eurotiomycetes, Eurotiales, Aspergillaceae. The transcript has 5 exons. The record is from RefSeq and is a predicted model, not a curated record.
AUGCGCUCGUUUUGGAUGUUACUAGGCUCACUGGCUCUCGUAGCUAGAGCCCAGAAACCAAUAGGAUGUCCCAUCCUCGGACCGGCAUACCCUGCACCUACAGGAUUGUCGCAAGACCCGGUGUUCCUGAGUAAAGCGGAGGAAUUGACCGCGCAGCUCAAUGAAGCCAUUGAGAAUGGAACGCUGCCUUUUAUAUCGGCCGCUGCGCAAAUCUUCAGUGGCGACGAGGACGACGCAGCUUAUGGGUUCUACCUUACGGACGAGAUUGUCAAGACUGGUUCUGUGGGUGUCAGGGAGGUUGAUGAGAAUACUAUAUUCCGCAUUGGGAGUGUCUCAAAGUUGUGGACGAUGUUCCUAUACAUGACCUUGAAUGGAACGCGAUACUUCCAUGAGCCAGUGGCGAAUUAUGUGCCUGAACUGCGGGUUAAGUAUAACGCAACACAAGCGGUGAAUGAUAUUGAUCAUGUGUCCUGGAGUGAGGUAACUAUUGGUGAAUUGGCUAGUCACCAAGCUGGUAUUGCGAGAGACUAUGCAUUUGGAGACCUUGGGUUCCAGUCAAGCCACCUUGAGACUAUGGGAUUCCCUCCUUUGUUCAAUGGUGAGGAGUUGGCCUGUGGGAAUACCAUUCAGUGUGAUAGAAAAGAAUUCUUCAAGGGAUUUCUCAAUAUGCAUCCUUUGACUCUCACCUCUCAUACACCAAUAUAUUCGAAUGCAGGAUACCAAAUUCUUGGCUACGCAUUGGAAGCCAUAGCAGAUACUGGCUAUGAAGAACUCUUACUCCGCCGUCUUAUCGAGCCCCUAAACCUAACACGAUCCUACCUGAAUGCCCCAGACGCGAGCUUGGCCGUGGUCCCCUACAACGAGACCUACAGCUGGUUCAGCUAUGACAUCGGCGAGGAAGCCCCCGCCGGAGGCAUCUUCUCCUCGGCAAAAGACAUGUCCACAUUUGGACGCGCAAUCCUCUCCAACGCACUCAUCGACCCCGCCACAACAAGACGCUGGCUAAAGCCGCUCUCGCAUACCUCCUCCCUACAAAAUUCUGUCGGCGCCCCUUGGGAAAUUUACUCAUAUCUUCUCCCCCGCCGUGUCGAUCUCUAUACCAAAGCCGGCGACAUCGGACUAUAUUCGAGUUCCUUCGCACUUUCCCCAGACCACAAUGCCGGGUUCACAGUGCUAGUUGCCGGCCCCAAUUCCCAUCAGCUGACAGCAACGAUCGCCGAGAUGACCGCGGAUAUUCUGCUUCCUGCACUUGAUGAGAUUGCUAAAAACCAAGCUCUCGAACGAUUUGGGGGCACCUAUGCCCUGGAGAGUGCCUAUUCUAAUGUUAAUUCCUCGAUUACCAUCACCGCCGAUGAGGGUCCCGGAUUGGUGGUUUCUGAGUGGAUUAAUGACUCCGUCGAUAUGAUUGGGAGUAUUAUGGCGUUGCAGGGCGUUGCGGAUCGCUCUGCGUUGACUAUUCGUCUUCAGCCUAGUGGAUUGCAGGCUGAAGGGCGGAUGUCGUUCUCGGCUGUUAUAUAUGCGCUUCCUAUCCCGAAAGAUGCGGGGCCAAUGCUUGGGUCUUGCUUUUCAUGGAUUUUGCUUGAGUCUAUGGUUUAUGGUAGUGUUGGGCUUCAUGAGUUUGAGUUUGGGUUGGAUGCGCACGGGGGAGCGACGUCUUUGUCUCCAAGAGCUUUGCGGGUCCGGCUGCCUAGGGUCUGA